Halichondria panicea is the source of this 1998-nucleotide messenger RNA. Its product is annotated as protein Skeletor, isoforms B/C-like. NCBI's taxonomy places the organism in Eukaryota, Metazoa, Porifera, Demospongiae, Suberitida, Halichondriidae. The record is from RefSeq and is a predicted model, not a curated record. Bases 102 to 1841 code for a protein of 579 amino acids. The transcript has 13 exons.
UAGAGAUGGGCGUGGUGGCUUCGCAUGUUUAGUUGCCAGCUAUCUGGCUAUCUAAGAUCAUAUAACCUUUGCCAGUCCAAGAAAAGCAGAGAGAGAUAGAUAUGAGGUUUGGAUUGCUGAUCUGUUUGUCUGUGAUACUGCUGUCUCUACAGCAAGCUACAGGAGUCCUCUGGGGCACGUUUGAGCAAACACCCGGUAUACACAAUGUCCGUGGAAGAGUGAGGCUACUCAAUGCAAAAACAAUUCAACUAGAGAACUUCUCCUUUGACGGAAAUGGAGCUGAUGUGUAUGUCUACUACUAUCGCCCUGGAGAUACCGUGAGUAGGUUUGGAGGAGGCUUUAUCAUCCCAGUGCCUGGAAGCAACAAUGCUGACGGACGUUUCAACUCAGGGAUACCCUACAAUGAUGAUGUGUUACUCCUCCCACUUCCUGACGGAGUGGAUGCUUGUGACAUCAGCACACUCACCAUCUGGUGUGACCCCUUCAAUUCUAUCUUCAAUAGAGUCACUCUCACAAGAAGUGUGUUUAUGAGUGAUGAUGAAGUUGGUGGCGCUAGUACCUGUGCCUUGAGGCCUGAGAAUAUAGAGGUCGCCCUGGUCACCCCGCCCCCCCCACUGGACAACUGCAUGUUCCUGGACCCAAGUCUACAGUUGAAAUGGAGAGUGGACAGAGAACAGUCCAACGUCAUGUUCCAACUCUGCGGCUGUCUCUCCUCCAACCCAGAUGUGAACCAGUAUAUGGGGUUUGGAGUGAGUGGCAGUGAUACCUCUACUCUGAUGGUUGGAGGUGACCCCACCAUCACCUGGGUGGACUCCUCCUCACAACCCAACGCCCGCGACUAUCACCUCAGCGCUUACACUCAGUGUGUGACAGACCAGGGGGCGUGUCCAGACACUGUCAGGGGCUGUACUGAUGAUGCCACAUUAGUGAGUGGGUUCAGAGAUGACACUCAACAGUGUGUCACCUUCACCCGUCCAUUCACUCCAACUGACGUGGGUACGUGUGAUCGACCUUUGGACCCUGACAACACACAGCUGUACAUGGUGUGGGGAGUGGGUAGUCUUGGAUCUACAGCAUUUAGACACUUCCUGCGAGCACAGGCUACUGACUCUCCAAUACACCUUGGUCGUACUCCCCUAGACUCGUGUGGAACCACACCUCUCUCUUGUACCACUUGUCCUCCCUAUGUAGGACAGAGGAUCAUUGCUAGAGACAAUACCACCUUCAGAGCUGUGAUUGGUCCGUCUGGCAGUAACCGUGGUUACACGAGCAUCGCUGGUCUGCCUAGUUGGGGCAUUGCUUGGUAUCUGAAUGGGAUCUUGAUUCCUGAGCUAGUGGUCCAGCGAGGUAGCACGUACACGUUCAUUGUAGAGGGUGGGGAAAACCCCUCAAUAGAGUCAGCCUAUCAUCCAUUGUACAUCACCAGCUCCAUGACUGGCUCCAGGAUCAGUGACCCAGCCAUCAGAAAUACGGAGGUGGUGUAUGCUGGGUUCACAGGUGAUCAGGAAACAGCAGUUGGUCGACUGUGUGAGCGGAUGGAGACCCCCUCUGCCCUCGCCUCCAGGACCUCCUGUCAAGAUCUCAAUGACUACCUCUCUAAACUAGAGGACGGUUCAGGGUGCAGUCAGGGUCAGGCCGGCACUCUCAGCUGGACCCCAGAUGAGAACACUCCUGACCCUGUCUACUAUCAGUGUGCCACUCACAAGAACCUCGGCUGGAGGAUUAGAGUGAUCAACGAGGGAGACCCUAUACCAGCUGGAGCCACGCCCACACACACUGUCACGGCACUCUCCAUUCUCCUCUGUGUGCUCCUAGCACUAUUCCUUGCAGGGGCUAAAUAGUAGCUCUAUUAUCUAACUACGAGGCAGCUGUAAUUUGUUGUAGUUUUGUGCGCUAUGCAUAAUUAUUAGUGGAACAAUAAUACAAACAAACAAACAAAUGUAUUUAUUGUCACUUUUUUUUAGCAUCAGCUAUAAUUAUGAUAAUGUAUUUAUAACA